AUGAAGAUGCUGAUGUGUGACCGCGGCGUCCAGAUGCUCGUGACGACGGUGGGCGCGUUCGCCGCCUUCAGCCUCAUGACCAUCGCCGUCGGUACCGACUACUGGCUGUACUCGCGCGGGGUCUGCCGCGUGAAGAGCAGCGGCGACAACGACACGAGCCGCAAGAACGAGGAGGUGAUGACGCACUCCGGCCUCUGGCGAACCUGCUGUCUGGAAGGAACCUUCAGAGGUGUGUGUAAGAAGAUUGAUCACUUCCCAGAGGAUGCCGACUAUGAAGCAGACGCUGCCGAGUAUCUCCUCAGAGCUGUACGAGCCUCCAGUAUCUUCCCCAUCAUGAGUGUGGGUCUGCUGUUUCUGGGGGGCCUCUGUGUGGCCGCCAGUGAGUUUUACCGAAGUCGGCACAACGUCAUCCUCAGUGCGGGGAUCUUCUUUGUCUCUGCAGGUCUUAGUAACAUCAUAGGAAUUAUCGUCUAUAUCUCGGCCAACUCGGGGGAUCCAGGCCAGAGCGACAGCAAAAAGUCCUACUCCUACGGCUGGUCCUUCUACUUUGGCGCUCUCUCCUUCAUCAUGGCGGAGAUGGUUGGCGUCCUGGCCGUUCAUAUGUUCAUAGAGAAGCACCGUAAGCUACGGGCCAAAUCCCGCACGGAGCUCAUCAAAAAGUCCGCCUUCAGCCGCAUUCCUUCCUAUCGCUACCGCUUCCGGCGCCGCUCCAGCGUACGUUCUUCCGAGGCCCCCAGCCGCGACGCCUCCCCUCUGGGUAAAGGAGGCUACACGGGGCCUGCUGCCUCCGAGAUGCCCAUGUACACGCUGAACCCGCGUGAGGCGGGAAACGCCGGCACUAAAGGUGGCGGCGGCAUGGGUGGCCUUCUCAACUCAGAGAGGGAGUUUCUCCAGAGCAGCACGCUCACAAAAGACUACAACAAGGACCCCAACCGCAGAACCACGCCCGUGUGA
Cheilinus undulatus (humphead wrasse) is the source of this 954-nucleotide messenger RNA. RefSeq names its product calcium channel, voltage-dependent, gamma subunit 3b (gene cacng3b). Gene Ontology annotation, cellular component: AMPA glutamate receptor complex; postsynaptic density membrane. The transcript has 4 exons. The record is from RefSeq and is a predicted model, not a curated record. NCBI's taxonomy places the organism in Eukaryota, Metazoa, Chordata, Actinopteri, Labriformes, Labridae. Gene Ontology annotation, biological process: positive regulation of synaptic transmission, glutamatergic; calcium ion transport; postsynaptic neurotransmitter receptor diffusion trapping. Gene Ontology annotation, molecular function: voltage-gated calcium channel activity; channel regulator activity. The coding region runs from base 1 to 954 and encodes 317 amino acids.